AUGGCCGCUAAGGGUAGUGCUGUACCAGUAAUUGACUUGCAAGAUUUCUCAGGGCUGCCUAAAAAAUUAGUGAGGGCUUGUGAAGAAUGGGGAUGCUUAAGGAUUGUAAACCAUGGUGUUCCAAUGGAACUGAUGACCGAAAUGAAGAUCGUUUCACGUUCACUCCUUGACCUCCCAGUGGAAAUCAAACUGAGAAACUCUCAUCCUGAGCAUGGCAAAGGAUACACCCCACCUAAUAUGCCAAGCCCAUAUCUUGAGGGUUUGAAUUUAUACGAUAUGGCCUCAUCUGGAGCAGUCGAUGAUUUCUGUGCUCAAGUUGGUGCGUCCCCUCAUCAAAGAGAGAUAAUAGAGAAGUAUGCUUUUGCUGUGUAUGAUCUUGCACAAAACCUAGGCAGCAAACUGAUGGAAGGUUUAGGGUUGGGUCGUCAUGAGUUGUUCAAGCAAUGGCCAUGCCAACUGAAAAUGAACAAAUACAAUUACAGUCAUGAAACUGUUGGAUUAACCGGUGCUGUGACGCAUACAGACCCCGGAUUUCUCACAAUACUGCAGGAUGAUGAGACAGUUAAUGGCCUGGAGGCAGUGGACAAGUACACUGGAGAACUGGUUUCAGUUGAUCCCAUACCAGGGACCCUCGUUGUCAAUGUUGGAGAUGUGGCUAAGGUAUGGAGCAAUGGGAGGUUUUGCAAUGUGAAGCACAGAGUGCAGUGCUACGAGCCAAAAAUCCGCACCUCAAUUGCAUUGUUUGUAUUGGCUCCAAGGGAUGAAAAUGUGGAGGCGUUGCCCCAGCUGGUGGACGUCCACCACCCUCGUCUUUAUGUUCCUUUCCAUUUUGAAGACUACAGAAAGCUACGAAUUUCCACAAAAUCACUAACUGUUCUCCACUUCAAAAUUCAUUCAUCUCCUCCAACCCAAGCCGAUGCCGGACUCUCCUCCAGUGCAGUCUCCUCCUCUUCUAGUCUUCUUCUUCCUGCCCUUUCGAGCCCUUCUCAAUCAGCGCACUGCGAAGUGCGAACCAUUUCAUUUUUUCGAGUUAUGUUCGCCGCUGGUAUGAUUAAGGACUGCUUCUGCAGUCCUGCUUCGUGCUGGUAG
This is a messenger RNA of Fraxinus pennsylvanica, 1089 nucleotides long. The record is from the annotation of a GenBank genome assembly. Lineage: Eukaryota; Viridiplantae; Streptophyta; Magnoliopsida; Lamiales; Oleaceae.